AUGAUUCCAUUACUCUUCAGAGAAGUAUCUCCAAGCAGCGAGCUUCCAGUGCGGCAUUGUGAGAACAAAUCGAGAUGGCUUUCUUUACAAGUACCUUACGGGCAUCGUCAAAGGCUACAUCGACAGCUUUUUGUUGUGGCUUCACCUGCGUCGAAUUGGAUUUCGCCCCCAAAAGACGAGCCCACUUCCCAUAGAAAAGCGGCGAACAACAAUGCAGGCGAAAAAUUUAAAUCUUCAUCAGCAAUCAUGUCGCCAUCUGAGCCUCCCUCCAAGCGCAUUCUGCUUGUAUGGAGGGACGAUCCCGGUCUGACCGUCCCUACUGUCGUCCCUACUGUCGCCGCCCUGAAGUUUACUCCGACUUCCACCCCUACUGUUGUCCCUACCGUCGCCGAACUGCUUCAUAAGCUCGAGGCUGUUCCGUACAUCAAGACCAACCUAGACAGCGCCGAGAGUCCUUUUACGGCUGUCCCCGCUGUCUCUAAACCUCCCAAUUUCUUCAAGUCUGUUCCGUAUAUCAAAGUUGAGGACGAUGAUGAGGAUCUCAGUACGACUGUUGCUAAACCGCCCAAUAGCCCCAAGAUUGUUCCGUACAAGAAGAUUGAAGGUGCCGGGAGUCCCAGGACAGCUGUCCCAACUAUCGCUGCGCUGCCCAUUAGUCCCGAGGCUGUUCCGUACACAUUCACGACUGGGAACGACGCCGAGAAUCAAGACAGCAGAACUAGCAUAUGGUCCAUGUAUGGAGAGUACUUCGACGUCCCCAACGACCCAAGGGAGAUGUUUCUGUUCUUCAGAGGUCUGUUCGACGACGUUUACAAGACAGCGGCGGCCGGAGCUUUUUUAAGCAUCCGCCAGCUCGCUCUCCUCCAUGGCGCCCCGUCCAUCCUUGGCCCACCCAACAAGCGUAAGGCGUCUACUAUCGUACAGCAGGAGAGCCGUGUGCAACCGCCUAUCGAAGACUCUCCUCUUCGGCUUGCUGGCCGGCCAUCUCUUCGUCGACCUGCUGAACCGUGGCCUGCCCCACAAUUUCCUAGACCGUUGUUUUAUCGUCAACCUGCCGAGCUGUCUUCUGCCAAUCAAGCUGCUGGACCGUCAUCUGCUCAUCAACCCGAUGGACCGCCGCCAUCUCCUACUCAACCUGGACCGCUGUCUGUGCCCGCCUCCCCCAACGAAGGUUGCCGUGGCGCCAAGAGAACACGCCCAGCCCCACCACCCAUCCGGCGUUUGGAUCGAUACCAGGUCAUACCACCAACCCGAGACCUCGGGGACUUCGCUAGCGUUGAGGACGCUUGUCGUGAGCUUUGGAUAUGUGCCAAGGUUAUCAAGGGGAAAUAUUUGGAGGGCUUAAUUACCUUUGAUGGUCGGCAUAGUUAUACUAAGGUAUCAACGCCGGGGUGUGAGGCUUGUGAAAAGUACAAUAGGCCGUGCAAUCUGUUAGUUGGAGGAAUGGAUAGGCACGUAAAGCACGUAUUGCGACCUCCUGUAAUAUUCUCUACCCGUGGGAGACCACCUAAAGGCAAAGGCCUUGAUUUGGUCAUCCAGUGGCCCCCGAACCGCAACCCAAAUCUCGCAAUGCUCGCCCACAUGAAGGACUGCAUACAUAGACAGGUAUCAGAUCUGUGCGAAUGGAGAUCUUUCUAG
Molecule: messenger RNA, 1638 nt
Organism: Morchella importuna
Lineage: Eukaryota; Fungi; Ascomycota; Pezizomycetes; Pezizales; Morchellaceae
Exons: 7
Coding region: 1-1638 (545 amino acids)
Source: RefSeq, a predicted model, not a curated record